CUCUCUGCCCGACUCACCGGGGAGUUUCCUGCCAAGUAAGGAGAGGAGAAGAAGCGCUCAUUAAAAGUCCUGGCAGGGAGGCAGCCAAGCCGGGGCCCCGCCCUUGCUACGAGGCGGAGACAGCCCGAGUCAGAGCCAGAGCUGGACUCGAGAGAAAGCAAAGACAAGGAAGAGAGGGAGGAAACAAGGACGCCUCCUCCUGUUGAGCCACUCGCGCCGCCACCUUUGCAGCCAGUCGGGAGGAGCUGCUCCUCGCCUCACCUGGUUGCCUUUCCGCCCAGGCGGCCUCUGCCUAGUGCCUUCUCGCCCUCAGAAAUGGCCCCCCUCCAGCUCCUGGCCGGACUCCUGGUACUAACUCUGCUUUGUGAUGCUUGCAAGAAAGUGACCUUUAAUGUGCCUGCAAAAAUUGAAGCAAUGACCUUAAUUGGUAGAGUAAAUCUCAGGCAGUGUCUGAGGACUCCAGACCUGAUCAGUUCAAGCGAUCCUGACUUCUUGAUUCUAGAAGAUGGUUCUGUAUAUACUAGAAAUAGUGUUUCUUUAUCUUCUGAGAACAAAACCUUUACUGUACUACUUCAGGACUUGCAGGAUAAUCAGCAGAAGAAAAUACAUGUCAGUUUGGUGUCUCACCCCAAAAUGAAACACAAAACCAAAGACACUGUUCUGAGGCGAAGUAAACGAAGAUGGGCUCCUGUUCCUACUGUUAUUAUGGAAAACUCACUGGGACCUUAUCCAAUGCAAAUUCAGCAGUUGUCUUCUGAUACAGCCCAAAGAUAUAAUAUAACCUAUUCUAUAACUGGUCCUGGUGUUGACGAACCACCAGUAAAUUACUUCUACAUUGAGGCAGAAACUGGAAAUCUCUUUGUUACUAGAGCAAUAGACCGGGAAGAGUAUCCAGAAUUUAAGAUAAUUUGCUCUGCUAAGGCACAAGAUGGCUAUACUCCGGAGAUCCCACUUAUACAUAUAAUUCGAAUAGAGGAUGAUAAUGACAACCCCCCACUUUUUAACCCAAGUACUGUGGUGUUUGUUAUUCCUGAAAGUAGUAGAUCUGGUACUGUUAUAGGACAAAUGAUUGCAACAGACAGAGAUGAACCAAAUUCAUUGCACACUCAACUGAAAUACAGAAUUGUGGGUCAAAAUCCUGCACCCUUACGUGGCACCAGUACAUUUAAUGUAAAUGCAGAUUCAGGUGUUAUUACUUUGCAUACAUCUGCAACUCUGGAUAGAGAGACAACAGAUAAAUUUGUAGUCCUAAUUGAAGCAAGAGAUAUGGCAGGUCAGCGCUUUGGUUUAUGCAGUACCGGAACAGCUGUCAUUGAAGUUGAAGAUUCUAAUGACCAUGCACCCAUGUGUGAACAUGGCAUGUAUGAAGUAUAUGUUCCUGAAAAUACAUUUGGUACGAAAGUACUGGACAUUGGUAUCAUAGAUAAAGAUGCAGAAGGAACACCAGGCUGGCAUGCUACUUUUGACAUUAUAAGGGGGAAUGAAGAUGGUGCUUUCAAAAUUGAGAGAGAUCCAAAUUCAAAUGUUGGUGUUUUGUGUACUGAAAAGGGGCUAGACUAUGAAAAGAACAAGGAGAGAAGAUUGGAAAUUGUUGUAAACAAUGAAGCGCCUUAUGUGCUGGGACCAAACUCAAGACCAAUCUCUACAAGCACUUGUGUUGUUGUUGUCAAGGUCCGGGAUGUGGAUGAAGGACCUGUAUUUGAUCCUUGUGUAUAUGUUCUAAAUGUUAAAGAAUGUUUGGAUGGUGGAACACUGGUUGGCCAGUACCUAGCAAGGGAUCCAGAGACUGGAAAUAGUGAAGGCAUACGGUAUGGAGUGUUAAAUGAUCCAUGCAAUUGGAUCACUCUGGACAACACAGGUCACAUCAAAACCACAAGACUGUUAGACAGAGAUGCACCAGAUCUGAAGCUCUAUCAGUGUAACGUAACAGUCAUUGCUACAGAUCGAAGUGGUAAAACAGGCACUGGAACAGUGGUGGUUAAUUUACUAGAUGAAAAUGAUAAUUUUCCAGUGAUUAUAAAGAAAAGGUACACAAUAUGUAGAGACCGAAAACCAAUUUGUCUUACUGCUGUGGAUGCUGAUAUACCUCCCCAUACAGUUCCUUUCCAUUUUGAACUUCCUGACCGGGUAGUGCCACAGUGGAGAAUAGUACCACAUGACGAAAAAUCUGUGUAUUUAGAACCAGUGGGCCAAAUCAAUUAUGGUGACUACUCAAUUCCUGUCAGAGUUACUGAUAAUGCCGGUCACAGUGGCGUCACUGACGUAGAAGUUCAAGUGUGUGACUGUACAACUCCUAGUGAUUGUUAUUCCUCAAGAGACCAACCUGGAAUUGGUAUACAGCGAGCACCUAAUGUUACACUUGGAAUUUGGGCCAUCCUGGCAAUGAUUUUGGGAUCAUUAUUACUGCUAUUGAUCUUGAUCACACUUUGCCGCUGCUGUGGGGCUGCACAUGUCGGUACUAGUAAACACGUCUGUGAUGAUCUGGCGAACCAGAAUUUAAUUAUAUCAAACACUGAAGCCCCUGGAGAAGAAGUAAUGGAUCCCAACAUACUUCCUGUGAAAACAGGAAACAUGGUUACAACUGAUCAUGGGGUUGGCAUGACAGGUGGUGGAAUCAAGACUACGGGGCAUGAAUCCUUUGAAAUGGUAAAGGGUGGACACCAGACUCUGGAAUCAGUCAAGGGUGUAGGAGGACAUCAUACCCUAGAAUCUGUCAAAGGUGGUGGACAUCAUACCCUUGAAUCUGGAAGGGGCUAUGGCCAGAAUAUGAUGGAUGCAUACAGAUACAAUUAUUCAGAAUGGCAAAAUUUCACACACCCUCGUCUAACUGAGAAAGUGUAUUUGUGUGGUCAGGAUGAAGAGCAUAAGCAUUCGGAUGACUAUAUCCUUUCAUAUAACUAUGAAGGAAGAGGCUCUCCAGCUGGCUCCAUAGGCUGCUGCACUGAUCAGCAAGAAGAAGAGGCGCUUGACUUUUUAGAUCAGCUGGAACCCAAGUUUAGGACAUUAGCAGAAACCUGUGUUAAGAGAUAAAGUGCUGAUAAUCCUGAAGAAAAUCAUCACCUUUUCCACUGGGUAGCUGUUUUAAAGCUUGAAUAUAGCAUAUUUCUUCUUCUUUUUUCCAAUGGGAGUGGUUAUCAAAAUGCUUUCUUUACAUUAAGUUUACCACCGUCAACAUAUCUGUGCCUUACUUCAAGCCACUGUGUGGGAAUUAUACUUCAUGUAAUCUCACCUGUUCUUAAAACUAUACUUUUGAGGUAAAACAGCCUUUUUAUAAUGGGGAACACAUUUUCAGGGUUUCCCCCCUUUCUGCAUCUACCUUACAUUAUUUACAAUAUUGAUAACUAAGGACCAACAAUUGCUGCUUUUUGUGUGGGUGGUAGCAAGCUUCGCUUGAUUCAUUUGCUUUUUUCAAUAGAAAGAUAUGCUAGGACACUAUAGCCAAAUGUUGAAAUAGUUUCUUAUUUGGGUUGCUGUGAGUUUUCUGGGCUGUAUGGCCUGUUCCAGAAACCUUCUUUUCUGGGUUUCUAAUUUUUUUGUUCUUUGAAAACACCAACCCUCUUUGGUUGCAAUUCAAGUAAUGAAUUAAAACAGUGCUAUCAAACUUGUAGUAGACAGAGUGGUACUAGCCCUGUGAGUUUCCAGGAAAGGAAAAAAAACCCAUAUGGCACAAAUAUGGGACUGGUCCCUGGCAUAUAGAGACAGGAAUCUUGGUACCAGUAUAACGUAUCUUUAGAAGCUUUGGAGUAACAAAUGCUAAUCAGCCAUCUAGCCGUAUCCUCCUGGUUCUUCCCUCCCUCCCUUCCUCUGCUUUCUUUCCCUCCAUUUUCAAAUCAUGUUAAGUGUAUUUUAUUUUAUUUUAUUUUUGCAAACAGGGUCUUCUCCUAAAUUUGUUGAUAUUUCUUGUGUGCAUUGUCUCAUUGUGGCUACUUUAGGAGCAGCCUAUAGAAAAGGAAUUAACUUUGAAUAUGUAUGAUGUAGUUGAAUUAUGUAAAAGCCUCUCAAUAACAACAACAAAACAACAAUAGCAACAACAGGAGGAGGAGGAGGAGGAGGAGGAGGAGGAGGAAAAGGGAAGUAUCGCAAUAGAUAUUGGAAUUUUGAAGCUUACUUCUCACUAAAUAUUUAUACAUAAGCUCUGUCAGAAUAUGCUGGAUGGAAUGUAUAAGGCAGUGGUUCUCAACCUGUGGGUCCCCAGGUGUUUUGGCCAACAACUCCCAGAAAUCCCAGUCAGUUUACCAGCUGUUAGGUAUAAGGUGACAGUCACAUGCUUUUGAAAACAAUGGUGAAGACCAGCAUUUCAGCUUCAGAUAUUUUAGAUUAAACAGUAGUGUUUGUUACUCUGCUCACCUGAUUAAUAUAAAACAUUACGUUAAUCACAUCAAAUGAUGGAUGUGAGGAGGGGAAAAAAUGGUAGUACCAGCCAAUACUUGUUAAUGCCUGUCUCUGACAAAAUGGAAAAACCAAAUUAAGAGAUAUAAAAACACAGUCUGUGCCAACUCUCUACAUCACAUGGUAGCGUUGCUUUGCAGUUUAUGUGUAUGGGCUUGCCUGAUGUAUGCUGUUACGAUGAAACAUUUUGGUUGAUAUUCUCCAUAUAAUAUGUUUAUAUACCUAUAAUUUGUUAGGGCUAAGAGACAUGAAGUAGAAUUUUUGAGGUGCUUUCUGCAAUGCUUCAAAUGAGAGGUCUGAAAAAGGUUAUAUAUGUUAACAGCAUUGGGUUGGUUCUAGACUUAGCCAUGCUUAGACUUAUGGAAAUUAGUUGCACUCUAAUUAGUCAUAGCUAUCUUAUGUCAAUCAGAACCAGUGUGGUGUAGUGGAUUGAAUGUUAGACUGUGACUACUGGAAACCAGGAUUUGAAUCUCCACUCAGUCAUGGGAACCCACUGGAUGAACUUGGGUAAGUUACACACUCUGUCUCAGAGCAAGGCAACAGCAAACUCAUUAUGAACACGAAACCCUGAGAUAGAUUCCCCUUAGCACAGGGGUUCUCAAAUGUUUUAAGCACAGGAUUGGUUCAUGGUCCCUUGGACUGUUGUAGGGCUGAACUAUAGUUUGGAAAAGAAAGACAGAAAUUCCUGUGCACACUGCACACAUCUUCCAUGUGCUAAAAUCUCAUGAAAAACAGUACAGUAUUUAGACUAAACAAUUUUAAGCACCAUAAAUUUACCAGUAUUUCAAUGGGAAGUUUGGGCCUACUUUUGGCUGAUAAGAUAGUCAAGUUAAUUAGGAUUGUUUCAGAUUAGGGUGGGGGGCCAGGUAAAUGACUAUGGAGGACUGCAUCUGAUCUGGCCUUAGUUUGGGAACCACUGUCUUAGCAUCAUCAUAAGUUGGAAACAACUUGAAGGUACCCAGUAACAAACAAUAUAAUUUUUAAGGAUAGUAAAGUCUGAAUCCAAGACAUUUAAACAAUUAAAAACAAAUGCCUUGCCUAUUACAGAAAUUGAUAUAAUUAUGAUGAAAUUUUAAUAUUCAAAUUUGUUGAUAUUUUCUGUUUUACAUUGUCUUCUUAUGCUGUAUUAGGCAGGUGCUACUAAUGUCUAAAUCAGUUGAAUCGUAAGUGGUGAUUAUUUCAGAAACCUGCAACACUGAGAAAAGGUCUGCAUUAUUGAAGAAAAGCAAGCUUUAAAGUUUAUAGAAUACUGUACAAUAUCUGCCAGGAACAUAAUUUUGUCUUCCAGAACUAGUUGCACUAAAUUUGCUUAAACUUUUUUUUUUUUGUGGUGGGUGCAAUUGGUUUUUGUAAAUUAGCUUUUCUGUUGUAUGUCUGUUGUUUAUUAUUUAGUCUUUAGUACAAGAUUGAUUAUUUUCCUGGGUCUGCGGAAUCCAGAGAAAAUACUGCAAGUGUUGAAGAUCAGUACAGAGCUUUAAAUGGCCCAUAACUUUUAUUCUAUAUUCAGUUUUCCCUCAAGGGAUACCAUUUUGGAAAUCUAAAACUGAAGUCUCUAUAUCUGAUAAAAAAAGAUGCAUAUGUAUGAAACUAGAGUGAUGAAUACUAAAUUGGUCCUAUUAGAAAUAUAUCUGUUUUAAUGUACUUUGGGGUGCUGAAUUUGGAAAACACAACAAAAUGUUCCAUACUCAAGUAUUCCACAAAUUUAAUAUUUUAUGCAUUAAGUUGUUAUUUAGUUUUGAUGAAGUAUCUUGAUCUUUUUCUCAGAUCACAAUGAUAGAAGAUAAAAGAUUAUCUGGUUUUAUGUCAUGACCAAAGUCAUUUUUUCUUUUAAAAAAGUAAAAGGAACCUGUGUAUGUACGUACCUCCAAGACUUAUGGUGAUUGCAUUCAUUUUUCAUAAGGUUUUCCUAGGAAAGGCAGUGUCUAAGGUGGCUUUGCUUGAUUCCCUGUCAAUAUAGUCUACAGAACCUGGUAUUCCGUAACCAGGUUUCUCAGUCCCUUUAUUGCUUUGUCUACUACACACAGAUUUACUUUGAGUGAAAUGUUGUACAGAAAUCCGGUCUUUUAUUUUAACCUAGUUUUACAUCAAACAAUAUACGGAGACAUAUUCUUCAAGAAUCACACAGAAAAUGAGACCCUAUAGAACAACAGCAUUCUUAGAGAAUAUUUAUGUAAUUUUAACAUGGUUUUAGUCUUGUAUCAACUUCAGAAUUUUUAAUGGUAUAAUUUAUUGAAGCAAAAAUAUAUUAAUCUAGAACUCUAUUCUGACUUUUGGAGUCAAUUUAAAUAGCCAUAAUCAUGAAGAAUUGGAAUGUUGUGUGGUUUCUGGCCUGAAUGGCCGUGUUAUAGCAGCAUUUUCUCCUGACAUUUUGCCUGCACCUGUGGCUGGCAUCUUCAGAUGCAGGCAAAACAUGCUGGUAGAAGAUGACCAUACAGCCCGAAAACCACACAACACUCUAGUGAUUUUGGCUGUGAGAGCCUUCGACAAUACAAAUCACGAAGUAUGUUUGAGGGUUGGACUGGUUAGGAUGAGACAAUAGAAACAAGAUAAAAGUAUAAAACAGAAUAAAUUCCAUGUCAAAUCAUGUUAUAUCUGUUCCACUUUUUCAGUCUAGGUAAUGUUUAUUAAGAGGAGGUACCCUGUGGCAGAAGAUAGAUAUUCCACAUUCACAUCUCAGCUUGGCCACACAUUUUCUACAUAGGUGAUUUUGGACUAAUCACUAUCUCAACUUUCCAGUUGUAAUUUGGGAAUGAUUGCCCUCCUUAUGUGAUGCUGAGCACUAUAUCCAAAGAGUGUUGAAUACUUUAUAUGCAAAGGACUGUAAAUAUAUUUUGGUUGCUUGAUUUUAUUAGCUGGACAAGGUUUUUCACAUUUAAAAAGUAGUGCCAUUUGCUUGCUCUGCAUUUGGAGUGCAGAAUAUGCCGCGCAAUUAACACAUACAUUGUUUGAAUGUAGAAACAUUCAUAUUAUUGUGAUGGCAGUAAGGAUUCUCAAUGCCUGCAAUGUACAUUCACUGAGCAAUCUCUUUAAAUUACCAAAUUUACUGUCCUGAAAGAGUUGAAAAUACAAACUAAUGUAUGAUCAAUUCUCUAUAUGUAAAGUUUGAGCAUUUUGUAUUAAAUAUUUAUAAAAACUUUACAACAGAUGGUGUAAAAAACCCCUAGGUUUUAUGUUUAUAUCACCAACUAAGUGCUUGACUCAAACUGAAAUAGAUUUGUUAUUUCCAACUCUGUACUUCUCAGGAGCUGUCUAACUGUGUAAACAUCUUGUUUUGUUUCAUGUUUUAAAUACAUUUUGUACGAGAAAAAUAAAGUGGCUUUUAUUUCAAAAUAAA
Molecule: messenger RNA, 7723 nt
Organism: Anolis sagrei ordinatus
Lineage: Eukaryota; Metazoa; Chordata; Lepidosauria; Squamata; Anolidae
Product: desmocollin-2-like
Biological process (GO): sprouting angiogenesis; homophilic cell-cell adhesion; multicellular organism development
Cellular component (GO): plasma membrane; adherens junction; catenin complex
Molecular function (GO): cadherin binding; calcium ion binding
Source: RefSeq, a predicted model, not a curated record